UCCCGGUAGGAAGCGGUCCGUGUGUAAACUCGACGUGUCCGGGAAGGCGCGCGCCGCUCUGUCCCUCGGCCGCUGAGCGCGAUGCUGGACCCGUCCUCCAGCGAGGAGGAGUCCGAUGAGCUGCUGGACGAGGAGCGGCGGGACGCGCUGCUGGCGGCGGGCGUGGGCUCCUCGCCGCGCUCGCUGCCGCCGCCGCCGCGGGACCCGCGGGGCAGAGAGGGCGGUGUGGGGCGGGCGGCGAGCCCCAGCCCCUCGGUGCUGAGCGAGGGCCGGGAGGAGCAGGAACGGCUGCAGCGGGAGGAGAGGGAGAAGCGGCUCCGGCUGCAGCUCUACGUCUUCAUCGCUAGGUGCAUCGCGCACCCCUUCAACGCCAAGCAGCCCACGGACAUGGCCCGCCGGCAGCAGAAGCUCAAUAAGCAGCAGCUACAGACACUGAAAGAACGUUUCCAGGCCUUUCUGAAUGGGGAGACACAAAUCGUAGCAGAUGAAGCAUUCUGUAAUGCUGUGCGAAGUUACUAUGAGGUGUUUCUCAAGAGUGACCGGGUUGCAAGAAUGGUUCACAGUGGAGGAUGUUCUGCAAAUGACUUUAGAGAUGUUUUUAAGAAAAAUAUAGAAAAGAGGGUCCGAAGUUUGCCAGAAAUUGAUGGAUUAAGCAAAGAGACAGUAUUAAGUUCUUGGCUAGCCAAGUAUGACGCCAUAUACAGGGGAGAAGAGGACUUCUGCAAACAGCCAAAUAGAAUGGCCUUAAGUGCUGUAUCGGAGCUGAUUCUGAGCAAGGAACAGCUUUAUGAAAUGUUUCAGCAGAUUCUAGGGAUCAAAAAAUUGGAACACCAGUUGAUCUAUAAUGCCUGCCAACUGGAUAAUGCAGAUGAGCAAGCAGCCCAGAUCAGACGUGAAUUAGAUGGACGUCUGCAACUGGCCGAACAAAUGGCAAGGGAAAGAAAAUUCCCCAAGUUCAUAACAAGAGAAAUGGAGAGCAUGUACAUAGAAGAGUUGCGGUCUUCGGUGAAUUUGCUGAUGGCAAAUUUGGAAAGUCUUCCAGUGUCUAAAGGUGGGCCAGAAUUUAAACUGCAGAAGUUAAAGCGAUCGCAAAAUUCUGCGUUCUUGGACAUAGGAGAUGAAAAUGAAGUUCAGCUGUCAAAGUCUGAUGUGGUCCUCUCCUUCACAUUAGAGAUUGUUAUCAUGGAAGUGCAAGGUUUGAAGUCAGUCGCUCCCAAUCGGAUUGUCUAUUGCACCAUGGAAGUGGAGGGGGGUGAAAAGCUUCAGACGGACCAAGCAGAAGCUUCCAGGCCACAAUGGGGAACUCAAGGAGAUUUCACCACUACUCAUCCUCGGCCUGUUGUCAAAGUGAAACUCUUUACAGAAAGCACUGGGGUUUUGGCACUUGAAGAUAAAGAACUCGGAAGAGUAGUGCUGUAUCCAACAUCCAACAGCUCCAAGUCCCCUGACUUGCAUAAAAUGAUCGUCCCCAAAAACAGCCAGGACAGUGACUUGAAAAUCAAAUUGGCAGUGAGAAUGGAUAAACCACCUCACAUGAAGCACUGUGGAUAUUUGUAUGCUCUAGGACAGAAGGUGUGGAAGCGGUGGAAAAAGCGCUACUUUGUUCUUGUUCAGGUUAGCCAAUACACAUUUGCAAUGUGCAGUUACAGAGAAAAGAAGUCUGAACCUCAGGAACUGAUGCAACUGGAAGGAUACACUGUAGAUUAUACAGCUCCUCACACAGGUCUUCAAGGUGGUCGAAUGUUUUUCAAUGCUGUUAAAGAAGGAGACACUGUAAUAUUUGCCAGUGACGAUGAGCAGGAUAGAAUACUCUGGGUUCAAGCAAUGUACAGAGCCACAGGUCAAUCGUAUAAGCCUGUUCCUGCAAGUCAAGCUCAGAAGAUGAAUAUUAAAGGAGGAGAUGUCAGUGCAGAUAUAUCCCCACUCUAUACAGAUCGUGGUCAGAAACAUGGCAUGGAAGAGUUUAUUUCUGCUAAUCCCUGCAAAUUUGACCAUGCUUUCCUCUUUCAACUGCUUCAGAGGCAGACCUUGGAUCACAGAUUGAAUGACUCCUAUUCUUGUUUGGGUUGGUUUAGCCCAGGUCAAGUCUUCGUAUUAGAUGAAUACUGUGCUCGCUAUGGAGUGAGAGGUUGUCACCGCCAUCUUUGCUAUCUUAAUGAGUUGAUUGAACAUUCAGAAAAUGGUUCUGUCAUUGAUCCAACCUUACUCCACUACAGUUUUGCAUUUUGUGCUUCUCAUGUUCAUGGCAACAGGCCAGAUGGAAUUGGAACAGUAUCUGUUGAAGAGAAAGAAAGGUUUGAAGAAAUUAAGGAAAGACUUUCUUCCCUUCUAGAAAACCAAAUAAGCCAUUUCAGAUACUGUUUCCCUUUUGGACGUCCUGAAGGAGCUUUAAAAGCCACACUUUCAUUACUUGAAAGGGUUUUAAUGAAAGACAUUGCCACUCCCAUACCAGCAGAUGAGGUGAAGAAAGUGGUCAGAAAAUGUCUGGAGAAGGCUGCCUUGAUCAAUUACACUCGACUUACAGAAUAUGCCAAAAUAGAAGAGGCCAUGAACCAAGCCACACCUGCUAGAAAACUGGAAGAGGUUCUUCACCUCGCAGAGCUCUGUAUCGAAGUACUGCAGCAAAAUGAAGAACACCAUUCAGAGGGAAGAGAGGCAUUUGCGUGGUGGCCAGAAUUAUUGGCUGAGCAUGCAGAGAAGUUUUUGUCUCUUUAUUCUGUUGAUAUGGAUUCAGCACUUGAGGCACAGCCGCAGGACUCCUGGGACAGCUUCCCACUUUUCCAGCUGCUGAAUAACUCCCUCAGAAAUGAUACAUUUUUGUGCAAUGGAAAGUUUCACAAGCACUUGCAGGAAAUUUUUGUUCCCAUGGUCAUCCGCUACAUCGACCUCAUGGAAUCAUCAAUUGCCCAGUCCAUUCACAGAGGUCUUGAACAAGAGUCGUGGCAACCUGUCAAGAGCAUCACCAACAGUCUUCCUAAUGUAGCUCUUCCAAAAGUUCCAAGUUUGCCUCUUAAUCUUCCACAAAUACCUAGCUUUACUACACCAACCUGGAUGACUUCUAUCAAUGGCUCAGCUACAUCAGAAGAUCUUUUUUGGAAACUGGAUGCUCUGCAGAUGUUUGUUUUUGAUCUUCACUGGCCAGAACCGGAAUUUGCACACCAUUUAGAGCAGAGACUUAAACUCAUGGCCACUGACAUGAUAGAAGCCUGCGUUAAAAGAACAAGAGUUGCAUUUGAAGUCAAGCUGCAAAAGACAAACAAAUCAACAGACUUGCGUAUUCCUUCUUCUCUGUGUACAAUGUUUAAUGUCUUAGUUGAUGCCAAAAAGCAGACAGCUAAACUCUGCAUACUAGAAGGAGGGCAAGAGUUUGCUAGUCAAUGGCAACAGUACCAUUCAAAAAUAGAUGACUUGGUUGAAGAAACUGUGAAAGAAAUCAUUUCACUUCUUGUUUCAAAGGUUGUUUCAGUGUUAGAAGGUGUGCUGUCCAAAUUGUCAAGAUAUGACGAAGGCACUUUCUUCUCAUCUUUAGUUUCAUUCACGGUGAAAGCAGCUGCAAAAUAUGUUGACGUUCCUAAACCAGGGAUGGAUCUAGCAGAUACCUACAUCAUGUUUGUUCGACAAAACCAGGAUAUACUUCGAGAAAAGGUCAAUGAGGAAAUGUAUAUAGAGAAGUUAUUUGAUCAAUGGUACAGCGGCUCCAUGAAAGUCAUAUCUAUGUGGUUGGCUGAUAGAUUAGACCUUCAGCUUCACAUCUACCAGCUGAAGACUCUCAUCAAGAUCGUUAAGAAAACCUACCGAGACUUCCGAUUGCAAGGAGUGAUGGAAGGAACGCUGAACAGUAAAACCUACGACACUGUCCACAGCCGUCUCACCGUGGAGGAAGCCACUGUCUCAGUCACAGAUGCAGGAGGACUUCAGGGCAUUACGAUGAAAGACAGUGAUGAAGAAGAAGGAUGAUAGCGUUUCACCGAGCGUUUGGAGUGCCGGGGUGGUGGUUUGAGGGUGGGGGUUGUCUUUGGCUUAGGAUUUUUUUUGUAACUUGUCCUUGUAGUUGCAUUUAUAGUUUUGCCUUACGACAUAGGCGCUGAAGUGUAAUUUGCUCACUUUUUAAAAUACUGAAAGUAAGAUUAUCAGAGGAAAAGUGCCAAGGACUCUUUGAGAACAAAGGUUGUAGCAUAUUUUAAUGUAUGGCUUUGCUUAGGGCUGCAAGAACACUGGCAUGGAGUUUGAGUUCCACUUGUGAUUAUGUUUCCUCCCCUUUUGUUCAUUACCAUUUGUUCUUGUACCUCCAUCGAAUAUUGAUGUCCUGUGCAGAAAACAAAAUGUGUGCCUCACUUGAAACACAACUAUACAGGAAAUCGUUCUCAGAAUAAGUCAGUGCCCUAGGUAAAAGAAAAAAAGUAAAUAGUGUCUUUUCAGGAUGACACUUUGUUUACUUUGUGUGUGUGCUUUAUUUUACAUAAUUAUGUGAUGUGCAUUAAAAAAUUUAAUCUUGUUUUUUUGUAUUUUGAGGUUGGUAUGUAAGUGGUAGGACUUCAAGGACAGUCAAACCCGUACACACUACUUAGGAGUGCCGUUGUGUCUAUUCAUUUUGCAAGUUUAAAGAUAUCUCAUCGUGUUGGAUGUCAGUAAGCUUGCCAUCAAUGUUUCUAAUUCUGUGAAAAAUUUCAGGCAAUAAGAACACAUUUUGUCGUGACCACUUCUGUAUUUAUCCAAGUUUGUAUAGAAUUCUACAAUUAAAAGAUGUUUUCAAUAUUUCAAACCA
Molecule: messenger RNA, 4765 nt
Organism: Numida meleagris (helmeted guineafowl)
Lineage: Eukaryota; Metazoa; Chordata; Aves; Galliformes; Numididae
Gene: CADPS2
Product: calcium dependent secretion activator 2
Exons: 30
Coding region: 82-3957 (1291 amino acids)
Biological process (GO): synaptic vesicle exocytosis; positive regulation of exocytosis; dense core granule exocytosis
Cellular component (GO): glutamatergic synapse
Source: RefSeq, a predicted model, not a curated record